AUGCCCAACACCACCUGGGAGAUUUCGCUGUACCACAAGAAGUACCCGUCGGUCACGGAGGGGCAGUGCAGGAGCUACUGCCUCAGCCACUGCUACUGCGCGGCCGCGCUGAUGAUCAACGGAUCCGACUGCGCAGAGGUGGGGGCGCUCACGUACGGCCGGCGGGCGGACGACAUCACGACGACGACGCUGAUCAAAGUGCGCAAGGGGAAUGCUCCUUACACGGAUGGACCGUCGGCGGCAACGAGAAAGAUACUACGUCCCUACAAGAUCGCCACCCUUUGCGUCUCCGGCCUCCUGUUGAUCACCAUCAGCGGCCUCGUGGCACGGCGCUACCUCGUCGGGGACGGCGAUAGCCAGCGGCCAUUGAACUAUGGCGUGAGAGCGUUCAGCUGGAAAGAGCUACACCAAGCCACCAACGGCUUUCAGAAACUGUUGGGCAAAGGGAGCUUCGGGGAGGUCUACAAAGGGACGAUAAGAUCGCCGCAGCCACACCCCAUUGCGGUGAAGAAGCUCAUCGACUCCAACGAGUACAGCGAGCAGGAGUUCACCAACGAGGUGCAGUCCAUCGGGCAGAUCCACCACCGGAACCUGGUCCGUAUGAUCGGCUACUGCAAAGAAGGCAAGCAUCGGAUGCUGGUCUUCGAGUUCAUGCCUGGCGGGUCGCUACGUGGAGCCCUCUUCGUCAACCAAGAGAGGCGGCCUCCAUGGUGCUGGCGUGCCGAGGCCGCCCUGGCCAUCGCCCGGGGGCUCGAGUACCUCCACGACGGCUGCAGCGCCCCCGUCAUCCACUGCGACAUUAAGCCUGACAACAUCCUGCUAGACGACCACGGCGUCCCGAGGAUCACCGACUUCGGGAUCUCCAAGCUGCUGGGGAGCCAGCAAGUGCACACCACGGUGACCCAUAUCAGGGGCACCAGAGGGUACAUCGCGCCCGAGUGGCUCCGCAGCGAAGCGCGCGUCGACACCAAGGCGGACGUGUACAGUUUCGGUGUUGUGCUGCUGGAGAUGAUCUGCUGCCGGAGGUGCCAGGAGCGUGUGGUGCAGGACAACCUGCCGACGGGCACAGUAGAUGACGAUGAGACGGUCACGCUGUUCGGCUGGGCGGCGCAGCUAGUGGUCGCGCGAAGGACGGAGCUGAUGCUAGACGGCGAUGCGGAGGUUGAGACCGUAGAGGACAUGGAGAAGGUAGAGCAGUUCGCGCGCGUGGCGCUCUGGUGCAUCGAGCCGAACCCGCAGCUGCGGCCGACCAUGCACCAAGUGGUGCAGAUGCUGGAGACCAGGAACGGGGCUCAGAUUCAGGCACUGCCUGACCCUCCAAACUGCUACGUAGAAUCCUCACCUCUAAUUCCUCAGCUCAAAGAUUGA
This is a messenger RNA of Triticum turgidum subsp. durum (durum wheat), 1368 nucleotides long. The record is from the annotation of a GenBank genome assembly. Lineage: Eukaryota; Viridiplantae; Streptophyta; Magnoliopsida; Poales; Poaceae.